AAGCAUGCUUUCAGUUUAUGCUUUUCAGUUGAGCUUCAGCCGCAACGGCUUCAGGUUCGAGAUCCCGGCCCCAUCGCCCCAUCGCGCGCUGUUCUAUAUUUCAUUUUUGUUUGCCGCUCUUUUGGGGCCGAACAUUCGCAGUUCCGUUACGUGAGUGCAGCGUAUCUGCCGUCUGCAUUGCACAAAAACAUAUCCAAAAGAUACCAAGAUACAUUUCUCGGAUUGCUUUUGACUUUGCGCUUUGCGCAACCUUUCGCAGCGGCGAGCGUGAAAAGUGAGAUACAAGAUACAAAUAAAUAUUUAAAAAACAACGACUGAUCGCCAGCCAUCAAUCAGGCCAUCAAUCAGUCAAUGCCGCUUGUCGCAAAUUGGAGCUGAAGUCGCACUCGCACUCGGAGUUGGAGUCGGAGUCUGGGCGUCUGUGGCUCUCUGCUACUAGAGCUGGAGCUGGAGCUGGAGGUUGAGUUUCACCCUUCUCGGAGAUCGGAGAAAGCCAAAUGUAUAUAAACGAUAUAAAUGCCUUACCUGAUGCUUCGCCUUGCACAUAAUUCAAUCAAGUAAUCAGCCAUCGAGGAUCGAAGCUUUGGAGAUCCCACUGCCUUUUUUUUUUGGAGACAGUUUUGGAGUGUCUGCCACUAUUUUUUGUUUUUAUUUUUUUACUUUAAAAGUCAGUCAGUGAGUCAGUCAUAGUUAUAGUCACGAUUCCGUAGCCAAAGCCACCAUCUCGUCGUGGUCUUGGUUUUGGUUUUGGCUCUGCUGGCUUUUGGCUUUAACUUUGCUGGAGUAUUGUCGCCCGGCAGGUUCACAAAUAAGUGAAAGUGAAUUUGUUUAUUGUGUAUAUUUUUGCUAUUACCAAAGCAAAAAAUAAAAAAAAAUAAAAAAGCAACAAAACAAUAAUAAAAGAGACGCAUAACACCGACUGGCUGCCAUCGAGCAAUGUUCACAGCGGCGACAAAAAUUCAUUGAGAGAAAAAAACUAAACUAAGAGGAAAAAUAAUAGACAGAUCGGGGCAAUUUGAUCAAUGAAGAGCGUUCGUAGAACAGCGGAAACAUGUCGAGUGCCAGCCAAGUGAUUUAUCUUGUGUUUCUGCUGCUGAUACUCCAUCCGGCCCCUGGAAAUGGAAAUGGAAUUGAGAAAACCAAUGCCCCCCAGGAAGUCUCUGCUGUGACCUCAUCUCCGCCCUCCUAUGCCAACUUCACGGAACUAUCCCAGGCGGUCGAGGACUCCAUCAAGGAGUUCGAGGAACGGCAGAAGGAACGCCAGCGGCAAGGACACACGAGGACCCGCCGAGCUGUGAAGAGAGUGUGCUACGGGGAACUCGGCUGCUUCGAGGACUCGGGUCCUUUCGCCUACCUGGAGAUGCUGCCAUCCGCCCCGGAGGAGAUCAACACCAAGUUCUACUUCUACUCCACCCGCCAGCGCUCCGAUCGUCCUCUGAUGGAGCUGUCCUUCCUGAACAUGACGAGUGCCUUUCGCGGGAAACGGGAUGCGGAAGUUAGCACCAGUUCGCCCGAAGGCAGUGGUCGGUCCUCGGGAUCUGGCUCGACUGCCAGCUCUUCUGGGACCACCACAGAAAGACCUUCCAGCCAAAAGAAACCCUCAACACCCUCGAUUGAUGAUCUGGAGGGCUUCGACGAGCUCUCUGUGAGGGUCAUAGUCCAUGGCUUUGGCUCGGCCUGUCCGCACGUCUGGAUUUAUGAAAUGAAAACGGCUUUAAUGGCGGUGGAGGACUGCAUCGUGAUCUGUGUGGACUGGGAGAACGGAGCCACCUUCCCCAACUAUGUGAGGGCGGCGGCCAAUACGCGUCUGGUGGGAAAGCAGCUGGCCAUGCUCCUCCGAAAUCUGCAGCAGCACAAGGGCCUGGAUCUGAUGAGGACCCACAUCAUUGGCUUCAGUUUGGGGGCUCACGUCUCGGGAUUUGCCGGCGCCGAGUUGCCUGGGCUCUCCAGGAUCACGGGCCUGGAUCCGGCAGGACCCCUGUUCGAGGCCCAACACCCCAAGGUGCGGUUGGACAGCAGCGAUGCGGAGUUCGUGGAUGUCAUCCAUUCGAAUGGCGAGAAUCUGAUCCUGGGAGGACUCGGCUCCUGGCAGCCCAUGGGCCAUGUGGACUACUAUCCGAAUGGAGGACGUGUCCAGACCGGAUGCUCCAAUCUUUUCGUGGGAGCUGUCACUGAUUUUAUUUGGUCUGCCCAGGCGGCGGAGGACGAGGAGGGACGAUCCUUGUGCAACCAUCGACGUGCCUAUAAGUUCUUCAUCGACUCGGUGGCUCCGCGGUGCCUGUUUCCGGCCUUUCCCUGUGCCAGCUACGAUGACUUCCUCAAGGGACGCUGCUUUCCCUGCGCCCAGGACGACGAGGAUCUGGCCGAGGGAGUGCCACGUUGCGGCAACAUGGGCUACUACGCCGAUCGCUCCACCGGCCGGGGCCAACUGUACCUGCUGACCCGCGAGGAGGAGCCCUUCUGCGCCCACCAGUUCCAGCUGCAGAUCUUCAAUUCCUUCAACGACCUGCCCCUCCGCACCAUCGGCCGCUUGGAGGCCAUUCUCGAGGGCGACGGUGGCCUCAACGAGACCUUCGAGAUAUCCGAAAAGGACGACGCAGAGUUCUUUGCCGGCGACAUCGUGUCCAAGAUCAUCGUGCCCCACCCAGCCCUGGGCUUCCCCACCACCCUGAGCCUGCACUACAAGUCCUACAGCGGGUGGCUGAGCAAGGGCCUGCCCCACUGGGACAUCGACAAGGUGGUGCUCACGGACAGCUUCGGCCGGAGUCACUCGCUCUGUCGUCCCUCCACCAAGCUGAGCAGCGGCAGUCCUGUCCGCCUGCGCCUCCAGGCUGGCAACUGCGAGCUGGACAAUCAGGAGGAUUACGGCGCGUACACCACGCAGCCUCCGGGACAGAAUGGCGGGGGAAUGGCAGUAGGAGCAGGCGGUGGAGGAUCGGGAGGAGCGGGAGGAGGAGGUCCCACCAUAUCGCCCACGGAUGUCCCCGAUUCCAGUGUCCAGGAAUCGGCGGUGGAUGGCGUGGAGACGGUGAAGCAGCGCAAGGACAUCUUCAACCUGGGCACCAGCUUCAAGUUGGCCCAGAACCAGACCUAUCCCCUGGGCCAGGACGAUGAGCUGCCGUGGCAGCCGAUCCUCGUCGGCAAUUCCCUGGACAAUGAAACCGCCGAGCCAGCCGAGUCCAGUCGCAGCUUGUCCGAUUCCCCGGGCGAGAUCUUCGAGCCGGUCCUCAAGGAUCGCCGCUUGGCGGUGAACAAGGGCAGGAAUCUCCAGGACUACUCGGGCGAUGCCAGAGGCAAUUCCGGAUCCGCUUCCAUAUCCACUCAACCGGAAAUCGUGGAGCCCGUCCUGAAGGCCACUACGCCGCGCGUCAAACAAGGCAAGGACCUGGACCUGGGACCGGAUCAGCCAUCGCCGGUGACAGCCACGCCGCCCAAGAUGAUGGCCCAAAUGGGCACGGGCCGUUCCCCGGAUCCGGAUGAGCCGCAGACCGUGCAGCUGCUGCCCUUCCGCCUGGGGGAGUUACUUCAAAAGGCCGAGCGCUACGCCCGGGAAACCCUAUUGCCCUUGAUUUCCGUCCAGGCACCGAGAUUCUUUGGCUUCAAUGUGACGCCCCACGACCGGGAGGCAGUGCGUCCUGGUGAGUCCCGCAAGCCGCGCUACAUUCCACGUUACGAGGAGUCUGCCUUUCUGAAUGCCAGCAGCUCUGCGAGGAGGCGAUCCAAGCCCAAGGCCUCCCGGAGAUCCUCGGUCGUCCAGCAGCAGAGGAAUCUGUUCCGCUUGAUGAGGGCCAGGUCGCAGAAACAGGACACGGAAGCUCCGAUCCCCGACAGGAGCAGUGAGGAGAAGAGCAAGGAGCAAGACAGGCAGCAGAAUGACUUCAAUUAUUAUACAAAUGUGCUGCAGACGGAGUCGAGAUCGAUGCGGCCAGAGAAUCCGGAAUACAGGCCUGUUUUCAUAGACCUUCCCACCUAUAGGCCACCAACUUCCGCUUCCGCUGCCUCUGCGGCUGUCGGCGCUUCCGUUUCCACACCCUUGACAGCAGCUUCCGUUUCCGCUUCCGCUUCCGCUUCCGCUACCGUUUCGAAAGCACGAAGACGCGGCAGAUCCUCUCCACUAAUUCCCUGAUAUCCAAACUCCACAAUUCAUAGCUCUCCCGCCAAAGGGGGUGAACACUUUGUGAUAUGCACACCAGAUCGUGGCUAUGGCCCCCAAAAAUAUGAAACAAUCAACUACAACCACCAAGAAUCAUCCCAUUAAUCAAAAAACAAAUCAAAUCCACUCCUCACCUGCUUGGAAGAGCACUGUAAAUAUCCGAAACGAAAACAAAGAUAUAGAAAUGGAAUUUCGAAAUGCUGACAAUCGCAUAGAUUUUAAUUUUAAGAUUAAGCUUAUGAUGUGAGACAAAAUAAUAAAUAAUUAGGCUUAGCAUAGUCGGGGGUCUCGACUUAAAAAUACCAGAA
Messenger RNA from Drosophila ananassae, 4461 nucleotides. RefSeq lists its product as uncharacterized. Gene Ontology annotation, molecular function: lipase activity. Gene Ontology annotation, biological process: lipid metabolic process. The coding region runs from base 1052 to 4126 and encodes 1024 amino acids. Lineage: Eukaryota; Metazoa; Arthropoda; Insecta; Diptera; Drosophilidae. The transcript is spliced from 6 exons. The record is from RefSeq and is a predicted model, not a curated record.